AUAUAUGUGUGUAAAAACAAGUAUAUAUAUAUAUACAUAAAUAACUAACGAUAACGAUAAACAAUAAUUAUAAGUACUUUACACGUGUAAGCAGUAUCCGAUAAAUCCGAACUAGUUGCACCAAGUGCCAUAGUCCAUAGGUCACAAGUACGUUUAACACAGCGAGAGUGAGACUGCUCGUUGCUAGGAACGAGGGAAAACGAGAAAUCGAAAAAAAAGAAACGUGUACGUGCAAAGAUACGAAGAAAAGAAAAAAGCAGAAGGGAAGAAACGGGAGGAGAGGAGAAGCAGGUCGAACGUGUGCCGUUCGACGACUACCUACCGGAUAAGUCGCGUUCUUAUUGCUUAUUGUUAAGGCGAACGAGUGCAAAGCAGCAGCCAGCAAUCAGCUAAAAACGCGCGUGAGAGAGAGAGAGAGAGAGAGAGAGAGAGAGAGAGAGAGAGAGAGAGAGAGAGAGAAGAGUUUAGUUUGAAGAAAGAACAGCGGAACGAGAGCGAACGAGAGGAAACGAGAGAAAUAGAGUUGCGUAAUCCGUGUGACCCGAGAUUUUUCGAUGGGCCAGUUUCGCCCAUUUUUAUUGGAGAACGGUGUUAGAGCAUGAGAAGAGAACAGACACCAAUAUGACAAUAUAUUAAUGAGAUUAAUUUUCCUCGGUUACCAUUGCCCGCAUUGCCUCCUCUUCGUAAAAAAAAACUCGUAAAAGGAACGGAUUAGAAGGAAGGAAAGAAAGAAAGAAAGAAAGAAAGAAAGAAAGGAAACUGGUACCGGAUGCCCGAUGUUUACUGUAUGCACACUUUCGUCGUUUAUUUUUUGAGAAAUUAGGUACGUGCGAUUAGACACAGAAUCGGCUCGCAAGAUCCAUGCGUUCUCCGAAACGAGAGAAUGAAUUAGAGGUGAGAGAAGAGAAGCAGAGUGCGAGGGAGAGAGAGAAAGAGAAAGUGAGUACGAGCGCGAGAGAGGGAGAGAAAGGAUGAUCGCGGAGAAGACCUGUAUAACGCAUAAUACGGCCAUGAAAGAAUCGAGGUGAAACGCAUGUGACCGUUUAUACGUUUCUUUCUUUUCGUCCGUUUACUAUUAUUUUCUUUCGUGCAAGAGCAUUAACAAUUAUCUUAAACGAAGAAAAAGAAAAUGACAAAAAAAUCUGUAGUAACAUCGCAAUUGUAUGUUGUAAACAUUACUAUUUCAAAUAUAAUAUCAUUAUUAACAGGAGAGAGUUUCUCACUUCGACUGUCCGGGGGAGGAACCUCGAACGAGCGUGAACGCUCGUUCCCUGCUUACGGUUUGUUUUAUAUUCCAGAGAGUCGGCGUUGCACGAGGAACAGGACCUCGCGCGAACUUUUGUAAAAGGUAAACAGAUCCACGACUCCAGUUGCAUACCUGAUUAAUGCAAUACGUCCAUUUACUGGACAUUGUUAAAUACAGUUACCUCGACUUUUCCAUCAACUACUCCUGUACACUCCUUCCAUCGACCGUUCAUCAGACCGAUGCGUAGGCCAUAAAACAAAGUUAAGUCAUUCAGAAACAGUAUCCAUUAAUCUACUCGUUCCUCAGAUCAGUACGAAAUCUUAUCUGCUCUACUCUGGUAGAGUGCAUAUCUCGAAAUCAGAACCAAAACAGCUCAUUCCUCAUCUAUUUCAGGAAGAACCUGUUUACUGUCGUUGUUCGCAAGCCUAGCCAUCGAACGAAAGAGGACCGUCGUAAGAAUGGUAGCGAUGGAAUCUGACCGCGUGCAACGGUCGAACACCGACCGCGAAUCCCGAUGAACAUCCCCCGGACUUGGCUCGCGUCCUCACCCCGCGAAGAAAGAAGGGGUUGCGAGUUACGAUACCGGGUUGGCGCGACGACGUAAAGCCGCGUUCUCCAGCCUCUUGAAUCGAUGCCAGUGAAACGAGUCGAGCACGAGGCAGCCGUUCUGCGUUCCGCUUCGACCCGAUAAGGAACGGAGCGUUCGAUGAUUACCAGGAGCCGUCCGACGUGAAAGAACGAGCGAGCGCGGAUUCAUUCGCUGCUGAGGAUUAGAUCGGAUUGGAUUGGAUCCUCGAUGCAGGCAUUAACCAGAAAACGAUCGAGGGAAAUUCGGUCGAGAUGUUCCUGCGGCGACGAAGCUAAUCGGUGAGCGUGUCCUGCGUCCUGUUCCACCGUCGCUGCCGCCGCCGCCGCCGCCGCCGAGGGUACGAAUACGUCGUGAAGUUCAGGACGGAAUCGAGGAAGGUGGGAGAAGACCGUCCGCUACCUCUCGACGUGGAAUGAUAAUAAAGGAGACGGAUCACGGGACAGGCCGGCACGCGGCGACAUUAUGCAAAGGACGUGUAUGAAUGUACCGUGUUCACCCCUCAGACCGAUCCCCAUUCGGAUGGCGAUAGGGGCGCUCGUCGAGCUCGCGAUCAAGCUCUUCAUCAGCGGCUAUAUACUCGCCGUGGUCGUCUACGUGAACGCCACCGGUAACUGGGAUAAGGACGACGAUCUGGUUGCGACUUUUGAAGUCAGCGCCGUUCUUGGACGCACCGCAAGAUUGCCUUGUGACAUUGAACCGUCCACGCGCGAGGAUCGCGUUUACAUGGUGCUCUGGUUCCGCGACGACGCCGUGAAACCGAUCUACAGUUUCGAUGUGCGAGGAAGAGCGUUUAACAAAGCCCUGAACUGGUCGGAUAGCACCGUGGUCGGGCCGCGAGCUUACUUCGUGACCGUCACGAAACCGGCGACCCUCUCGCUAGAAGCGGUUCAACUGGACGACGAAGGGAUCUACCGAUGUAGAGUAGACUUCAAAAAUUCGCCCACGAGAAACUUUCAAGUGAACCUCACCGUAAUCGUUCCACCCCAUCAGCUGUUGAUUUACGAUAGCUCCGGAGUGGAAGUGGAGAACGCAGCAGGACCGUUCCAAGUGGGGGUCGAGUUUGGUCUUUCUUGCGAAGUGAGGGGAGGGAAACCGACGCCGCUGGUCAGUUGGUUGGUCAACGAGAAGGAAGUCGACAGCAGACAAGAGGAUAUUGGGAGGAACAUAGUCAUCAGCAAACUGACCGUACCUCAAUUAAGAAGGGAACAUCGUAACACGACUUACAAGUGUCGAGCAUCGAACACGAACCUCAUACCUCCGUUAGAAAAAGCCAUUCUCUUAGAUGUUUACCUGAAGCCACUGUCGGUGAAAAUAUUGUCGAAACCAGCGAUUCUCGAGACGGAGAAAGAUUACUCCAUCGCGUGCGAGACAGCCGGAUCGCAUCCUCGGGCAAAGAUCACUUGGAUGGAGGCAAACGCUGUUUACGACGGUGGCAAAGUGCUCGACGCUGGGAACGACUCGGUGGUCUUGAGCACGUUAAUAUUUUCACCCGUCGCCGAUGACCACGGAAAAAUCCUGAAAUGUCGAGGGGAGAAUCCAGCACUGCCAGACGCGUUUCUAGAAGACUUCUUUCAACUGAACGUAGUUUUUCCACCUAAAGUACAAUUACACUUGGGCAGCACUCUGAACGCAGAGAAAAUAAAAGAAGGCGAUGACGUUUACUUCGAGUGCAAAGUUUGGGCCAACCCGGAGCAUCAUAAAAUCACGUGGAGGCACAACGACGCAGUGUUGACGCAAAACUAUUCGGCUGGUAUAAUCAUGAGCACCCAAAGUCUGGUGCUGCAGAAAAUAGGUCGAGACAAUGCUGGCAACUACACGUGUCUCGCCAGCAAUGAUCGUGGGGAGACCACCAGUCCCAUGGUCACGUUACGAGUCCAAUUUGCACCGGUCUGCAAAGCGAAAGACGUGUCGAUAAUCGGAGCAUCGCUGGAGGAAUCGGUGAAGGUACGCUGCGAGGUGGACGCCGAUCCGAACGAGGUAGAAUUCGUUUGGGAGAUCAACAACAGUGGCGAGAACUUCGAAGUAGCCCCGGCGAAAUUCGAUGGUAACAACGGGACGACGAGCGAAUUGGUCUACACGCCGGUUUCCGAGAGAGACUACGGAGCUUUGACUUGUUGGGGAAGAAACGCGAUAGGAAAACAAGAAGCGCCUUGCGUCUAUCAGAUCAUUCCUGCAGUGAAGCCGAAUCCCCUGAACAACUGUACGAUAAAGUUGUCCCUGAAUCAAAGUUCCGAGAUCCUGGAAGUAGAAUGCGUCCCGGGAUACGACGGCGGAUUGAGGCAAGAGUUUCGUUUAGAGGCGUACGAGGUUCUCACUGGCAACUUGAGGGUGAACGCGUCCAGCGUGUCGGCGGACCUGCCGAUAUUUAGGAUCGCCGUCUCCGAUCUGCUUCCAGCGACGCAUUUCUAUCUGGUCACCUACGCCGUGAACGCGAAAGGAAGGAGCGAAGUGAGUCUACUGGAGGAUAUCAUGCUGAGAGACUCUGAGAAGCGUACAGAUAGCGGAGUGAGCAUGCUCCCACUUGUUCUGCUUCUCAUCGGGUGUCUAAUGGCGUUCGGAGUUACCGUUCUCUCGGUGAUGUUGAUGAUGUACCGACGCAGAGGAACCACGUCUCCAGUUCACAUCGAGCCUUAUAUGAAACAACCGAUAAUCACUCCUCCGGAUUCAAGGAGUAAUUCGAUGCUCGACGUCACGCACGGGGAUCACACUUAUUUCGUCGAGUACACGUUGAAACAGGUCGCAGAUUACGCGCUCAACAAUCAACCGGACAUCAUACAAUCGCCGCAAGAUCAGGAGAAGAUGAAGCGAGAACCCCAACUAUUUUUACCCGUACGACCAGACACGCUGUUUGCACCGUACGACGUUCACAAACAAGGACUCCAAAGCAACAGAUGCAGCUUAAAUCCAUUUUCCACCAAGUCUUGGGAACCUAUUAGCUUUAAAGCUGACCGUAACUUAAUGAAAGAGAUCAUCAUCGCCAACUCUAUACCCGGUCCAGAAAGUUGUGUGUAAAGAACGCGAAGGGAGGACGAACAAGCGAAACAUAUCAAGUGGACCGACACGUUUCAAAGUCUACGAACAAGACGAGAACACGAGGAGGAAUCGUACCAUAGAAUCGUGACGACGGUGCCGGUGACCGCGACUGGUCUCCACCAGGGUCGACGCGUGUCUGCACGAAACAGCGAGGGACGGCGCAUCGCCGAAACGUACGACGUACUACACAGCUUGCAAAUGUCGAAUGUCUCGUCGUUGAAACCAGAAAAAUCUACGGAACUGAAAACAAUCUAGAAAUCGUCAAGACUAGUUGCAUACUAACUAAACGCUACACACGGUGUAUUAUUCCAAGUUUAAUAUAUUUUGUGUCAAGUCUUA
Messenger RNA from Ceratina calcarata, 5207 nucleotides. It is a transcript of the gene side-III, whose product is annotated as sidestep III. Lineage: Eukaryota; Metazoa; Arthropoda; Insecta; Hymenoptera; Apidae. The transcript is spliced from 15 exons. The coding region runs from base 2298 to 4847 and encodes 849 amino acids. The record is from RefSeq and is a predicted model, not a curated record.